This is a messenger RNA of Cantharellus anzutake, 306 nucleotides long. RefSeq lists its product as uncharacterized. The record is from RefSeq and is a predicted model, not a curated record. The transcript is spliced from 2 exons. Lineage: Eukaryota; Fungi; Basidiomycota; Agaricomycetes; Cantharellales; Hydnaceae. The coding region runs from base 1 to 306 and encodes 101 amino acids.
AUGCGUGAAGUUUACUCUCAAUUGCAAGGAGGUGCUGGCCCAUGCGAUAUCCUGCUCAACACACGGCUUGGAACACUCAGAGACCGUGUUCCUGCAACUCUCAUUGACGUCUACCAUUCAAUAAAUAACCCUCAGCGAAUCCAGAAAGCUUUUGAACUGUGCCGUUCAGGUGAAUUCAAUCUUUCACAGGCCAGCCUUACAUCUCCCUCACUCCGGGCCAUUCUCGACAAUUGUCAUAUCCAUCCCCGGCCAUCGACUUCCGGUCCCUCCGAUCCCUCCGGUCUAACUCCGCUCCUCCCUCACUAA